Molecule: messenger RNA, 3127 nt
Organism: Cyprinus carpio (common carp)
Lineage: Eukaryota; Metazoa; Chordata; Actinopteri; Cypriniformes; Cyprinidae
Product: major facilitator superfamily domain-containing protein 4A-like
Exons: 11
Coding region: 116-1699 (527 amino acids)
Biological process (GO): transmembrane transport
Source: RefSeq, a predicted model, not a curated record
CUCGUUUGCGAAUCGGACCACUCUGAUCACUCGACUCUCACUUUAGACAAGUCUCUUAUCGUGCCUAUGAUGAAUUCCACUGCGUAAAUGAAACUGCUCAGAAACUUUCUCCAGCAUGAAGCAGCUGCUUAAUGAACGGAUCUGCGCUUUAUUUCGCAGUAACUGGCAGCAUACUCUCACAUACUGGAGUGUGUUUUUUAGUUUUGGACUCUGUGUCGCUUUCCUGGGUCCGACCAUCCUGGACCUGAGAUGUCAGACUCAGUCUACGCUACAGGAGAUCACUCUGGUCUUCUUCUCCCAACAGUUUUUCCUCUUUAUUGGAAGCACCAUUGGAGGAUUCUUCAGUAAAACGCUUGUGAGUUCUUUGUCAGCGUUGGCUGUGUCCAGCCUCACCAUCUCUGUGGUUUUUGCUGUCAUCCCAUUAUGCCAUAAGCUGCUCGUGUUGGCCUUUGCCAUGGCGGUAUCUGGUCUUGCCAUGGGCAUCAUUGACACCAUCUCUAACCUACAGCUGGUCAAGAUCUACCAGAAAGACUCCACAGUUUUCCUGCAGGCCCUUCACUUCUUUGUGGGUCUCGGGGCGUUAGUGAGUCCCCUCAUCGCUGACCCCUUCCUGUCUGAGACCAGCUGUGUGAUUGGGAACAGCAGCACCAAUGCUACAUCAUUAAGGGAUCUGAGGAACAAGCUCGCAGGCAGACAUGUGCACAACGUGUCCAAUGUCCACCUCCACACCGACGGAGAGGUGGUGACCAACGUUUCCUAUGCGUUCUGGAUCAUGGCUGUCAUCAAUCUUCCUGUACCCAUCGCGAUACUAAUCCUCAUGUAUCGGGAGCGACUGUUCGUGUGUGGCUCAGACCCCAGUCGACGUUUACUAGAUGGAGACGUGCUAGCGAUGAAAACCUGGGGAACCACAGGUCUGACCGAAGACGCUGGACAUCAGAAAGACACUUCUAGAAGCCAUGAAGGCUUGUUCGGAUGCUGUCUCCUUGGCAACGUGCGCAGCUUUCCGCUGUCUUUCUUUGGGAUCCAUAUCCUCGGGGGUCUGGUGCUCUUCUUUUCUGACGGUAUAGUGGGCUCAUACACAGGCUUUGUGUACACCUAUGCAGUGGCGCCCCCUAUGAAUCUAGCUCACAAGACCGCCGGAUACUUGACGUGCGUCUUCUGGGCAGCGAUCAUUGCAGGCCGACUGUCAGCCAUACCUCUGUCCUACAGAUUUAAACCUGUCCGGUUGCUCAUCGUUAGUCAGGUGGGUGUGAUAGUCACACUACUUCUGCUGCUAAUCUUCUCCAGCAGUAGUGUGUUCCUCUUCAUCGGCACCUGCUGUCUUGGCCUAUUUAUAAGCAGUAUCUUCCCCUGCAUGCUAGCAUUCACUGAAGACAUCCUGGAGUACAAAGGUUGUGCCACCACAGUCAUGGUGACCAGUGCAGGGAUGGGUGAGAUGUUACUCCAGGUGCUCGUGGGUUUGGUGAUGCACAAUCAAGGUAGCUUCAGUUUCCUGUUGUGUGGAAUGAUCUUCGGCUGCCUGGGAUUCGCCGCCUUCAUUUUGCUGUUCUUCGCCCAGCAACGUCACAAAAACUUCAUGGAAGCUUUACCUGGUGACUCUCCUACUGAAAGACUUGAAGAAAACGGGAUCAAGACCUGUUCUGCUGGCGUGCUGAACUCAUGGGACACGUCAGAGCAGAAAGCAUCCAUCGAUCCAUAACAAUGGAGAAUAUGGAUGAAAAUAUGACAGGAGCAAAGGGACAAUGGUGUCGUUGACUCAGGGGCAUCAAAAAUGUCAUGAAGUGUUAAAAGUUUAUUUUUGUAUUAAAAUAUUUUUGAUGAAUGAAAUGAUCUUGUGCACAAAUGUCACAAUUUAACAAUUUUCAAUGGCUGCAAUGGUAUGUGCAAUACAAUAAGUUUUAAAGAAAAGUUGUUUUUUAUUGGAUGGUUUUUACUUUUAAAAGAUGGUGUUUAUUUUUAGAAACACACUGACCAAUCAGCAUUGGAGUAUCAGUGGUUUUUACUGGACCAAAAUAACAACAAGAAAAUGGUAUUUAUUAUUUUUUUGAAUAUGCAAAAGUCCUGCAGUGUUUUCUUUGAAUCCAUCUCUAAGCAUCUGAAUUGGACUGGGCUCAUGCAUUGUGUUGCUUUUGUUCUUCGCAGACUCAUUCAAACCCUACUGGGAUGGUUAUCAGUCUUAUUCACAAAUCAGUAGCCAUUUAAUUCUCUGCCAAAGUCGAUGUGCUCAUAACAGAUUUGUGGUGGAGAGAUUAAGGUCAGAAAAGGACAUCCUACCGUUUUCCUGGAAAAGUUUCCUUGUAUUGUGUUGUAUGGCUUCAGGUCUGACGGUUCCUCUAAAGCCAGUGACCUCGGCGUUCAGGUGGGCGAUCCUGAUUGUUAGAGGUCGCUGUGUCAGCUUAUUUCUGUUGGCUUGGGUAAAAUUUUAUUUGUUUUUCUGGUUUACGCAGGUGUCAGACAUGCUAACGUUAACACAAUUGCUGCAUAAAUGAGGUCAGCUUUCUGUAUUUGAUGAAGACACACAAGCCAAAUGAGUUACUGUUUUUCUUUUUUUAUAUAGAAAUCUUCCUUCCCUUCCAACAUCCACAGAUUAGUACAACAGGUAUGCCAAUGAACAGAUUUGUAAACAUUUGAACUGCAUGAGACAAUCUGAAAAUACAUUUGCACAAAAAUAUUUCUAACAUUUGGUGUCAAUAUUGUACCAUAACAGUAGAAUUGAUCACACUUUUGAUUAUCAUCAUCCCUUUUUCCACAAAAAAAAAUAAAAAAAUUUACUCACAAAAACAAAAUAUAGUUCUAAAUGCAGUGCAGUCAUGUCAACAUUUAGAGGAUGAGAAAAUCUUAUGUGUCUUAAAAGUUUAAUAGUGGCACUUUCCAAGAAUAGGGUACAAAACAGCAAUCUAUUAACUUCCGAAGCAUAUUUAAGAUACUAAAGAUAUUAAUAAAGAUAUUAUGAUACAUAAAAUGUUAAUUUUCUAUUGUAUAUGGAGUUCCUGAAGAAAAAAAAAACAAAUCUGUUAUAAGGUCUGAAUAUGGGUUAAAAGCCUGAUUUGUCAUUAUUGUUGUGUGAUUUCUUGCAAUAAAAUUCAAAUAAAAAUACACCAUAAUGGGCAACAGGGUCGCAAGUAAU